Messenger RNA from Thlaspi arvense, 507 nucleotides. The record is from the annotation of a GenBank genome assembly. Lineage: Eukaryota; Viridiplantae; Streptophyta; Magnoliopsida; Brassicales; Brassicaceae.
AUGGCGGGCCGCGACACUUUCCAGCUGCGAUUCGUGGCUGUCGCGGCAUCCGCCGCCGUAUUGAUCUUCCUCGUCUCAUGCCAAGUCGCGGAGGCGUCGCGAAUGAUGAACCUCUGCUCCCACACCUCGUAUCCAUCUCUGUGCCGACCUUUGGUGAAGCGUGUCACGAGCCCAAGGCGAGCCACGCACCGAACCAUCCAGGCUUUGGAGGCUAAGACGAAACUGGCUCUAGCAGAAGCGGCUAGGUUCAAGAGCGGUAACCAAGCGAUCGCAACUUGUUACGCGACGCUGAGCGACGCGGUCUACAAUCUGGCGAGCGCGAGGAAGAGCAUAAGGAAACGCAAUGUGAUGGGGAUCAACACGUUUCUAACUGCGGUUGUGUCUGAUUACGGCGCGUGUGUCGACGCGUUUAUUGAGACAAACCAGGUUAAUACGGUCCAGAAUGUAGCGGUUGACCUGAGGAAAAUUAGCAGCAAUUGCUUGACGUUGUCUACUUUGAUUAGAUGA